Messenger RNA from Phoenix dactylifera (date palm), 891 nucleotides. Its product is annotated as large ribosomal subunit protein uL5. The record is from RefSeq and is a predicted model, not a curated record. Gene Ontology annotation, molecular function: structural constituent of ribosome. Gene Ontology annotation, biological process: translation. Gene Ontology annotation, cellular component: ribosome. NCBI's taxonomy places the organism in Eukaryota, Viridiplantae, Streptophyta, Magnoliopsida, Arecales, Arecaceae.
AGCGACUCACACCGAAUCCCCUCGCGAGCCCAUUUAUGUGGCUUCCCUAGGGUUUUAGUUCUGUGAUUUGCUUCGCUCGCUUCUGCCGCGAGCCGCCCUCCCUCGAUCCAGAGAGCUUCGCUGCUUUCGCUGCGAUGGCGUCGGAGAAGAAGCUUUCGAACCCGAUGAGGGGGAUCAAGGUCCAGAAGCUAGUACUCAACAUAUCCGUCGGAGAGAGCGGCGAUCGCCUCACCCGCGCCGCCAAGGUGUUGGAACAACUGAGUGGGCAAACUCCUGUGUUCUCUAAAGCCAGGUAUACUGUUCGGUCUUUUGGGAUCCGGCGCAAUGAAAAGAUUGCUUGUUAUGUCACUGUUAGAGGUGAGAAGGCAAUGCAACUGCUUGAGAGUGGGUUGAAAGUGAAGGAAUACGAGUUGCUGAGAAGAAAUUUUAGUGAUACUGGAUGUUUCGGCUUUGGAAUUCAGGAGCACAUUGAUCUGGGAAUCAAGUAUGAUCCUUCCACGGGCAUAUAUGGGAUGGAUUUCUUCGUGGUAUUGGAGCGUCCUGGCUACAGAGUUGGCCGCCGCCGCCGCUGCAAGUCUCGUGUGGGAAUUCAGCACAGAGUUACAAAGGAGGAUGCCAUGAAGUGGUUCCAAGUGAAAUAUGAAGGCGUCAUCCUUAACAAGUCCCAAGCUACUUAAUCUUAGAUAUAUUGUUUAAUUGACAUAUUGAAGGAUCCAUCUAUUUCCUGCGUUUUUAGCUUGGCUGUUUGAAUUAGUGAUUCUGCUUGGUGACUUCUUUUUGAGGACGUGGUUGUUGCUAUAACACUAUAUUUUGAGUCAGUUAUAUAAAAAUGACCUGGAUUGGAAGUAAAAUUUUCUGGACUUCAGGUAAGAAAUAGAUUGUUUUGGAUUA